This is a messenger RNA of Lactuca virosa, 1122 nucleotides long. The record is from the annotation of a GenBank genome assembly. NCBI's taxonomy places the organism in Eukaryota, Viridiplantae, Streptophyta, Magnoliopsida, Asterales, Asteraceae.
AUGACCCUUCUGUUGCCACGUGUCAAAACUCCCAGAUUCCGGCAAGCCACGGAUCCAUCAAAUCAUGGAACACUGAAAUCGUUAAUUACUUUGAAGCAAAGUGAAUUUGUUUUUAAUUUGCUGCCUAUAUUCAUCAACAGAAACACACAAAUGGUUAACUCUACUCAAGUUCCUUCAUCAAUGGAGUCCUCCCGAAAGAGAAAAACACGAAGUAGACGCGAAGGCCCAAAAGGGGUAGCAGAAACUCUUGCGAAAUGGAAGGAAUACAACAAGAAUAUCGAUAAAUUAGAUGAAAAAGCUAAACCAACACGUAAAGUCCCUGCAAAAGGGUCAAAAAAAGGUUGCAUGAAAGGUAAAGGAGGACCUGAGAACUCGAGGUGUAAUUUCAGAGGUGUAAGACAACGAACAUGGGGUAAAUGGGUAGCUGAGAUUCGAGAACCCAAUAGAGGUAGUCGAUUAUGGCUUGGAACUUUCGGGUCAGCAGUUGAAGCUGCCCUAGCUUAUGAUGAAGCUGCCCGAGUCAUGUAUGGUCCUUGUGCUCGUCUCAAUCUCCCAAACUGUCGAACCAUGAGUGAGUAUUAUUCCGAAUCAAUGGUGGUUCCUAAUGGUGCUUCAAGUUGCGACUCCACUACAACGUGUAGCCAUUCUGAAGACUCCAAAAAUGGGUCGGGUAGUCAAAUGGUCAAAGAUGAUUGUGAAUCGAAUAGCAACGAAUCUGGUAAUCCGCCAUUGAUGACGACUGUUAAACAAGAAGUUGAAGAUGAUCAGGAAGAUGGGAAAGAUGUUAAAGUUAAGGAAGAACCUGAUGAGAUUGAUUUUCAAAACGUUCAUGUUGAUCAUGAGUUGUUUGAUAUGGAAGAGCUUCUAGAACUGAUGGAUCAAAAAAGCCCGGGUUUGAAACCCGACCCGGGAAACCAAGUGCAUGAUCAAGGUGGUGAAGUUGACCGGAGGAGUGCGUCCUACUGGCGGCAGCAAGAGUUGCCGGAGGUUGGCAACCGGAGCAAGGAAGAAGAUGGUAGUGGUGGUUAUGGGUUUGAUUUUUUGAUGCCCGGAAGACCCGAAGAUUAUAAUUUUACAUUAGAUGAUCUAGGGUUUGAUUUAGGAGGUGAUUUGGGUUUAUAA